Molecule: messenger RNA, 2259 nt
Organism: Striga asiatica
Lineage: Eukaryota; Viridiplantae; Streptophyta; Magnoliopsida; Lamiales; Orobanchaceae
Source: the annotation of a GenBank genome assembly
CCCACACUCACUGGCAAAGCAUCAUUUUAUACGCGGUGAGGAAUUGAACUCCAUCACAUUCACAUCUCAAGCUCGCAACUGGCAAAUAAAAAUAUUUCGCAUUUCCCAUUUUCUUUUUUCAACUAUUUCCUCUAUAUAAUACAUCAGACAAGGAGGAAAAGAGAAAAAGCAAGAUUCUUUUAAGAACCCUUUUGGAAAAAAAGAGAGUAUUUUUUUGAAAAAAAAUAAAAAUUAGUAUAUGAGCAUAAUGAGAGUUCACUCUCUCGUUAGUGUUUUUGCUUUGCUACUUGUUGGGAGUGGCGUAAAUGGCGACAACCCAUAUAGAUUCUACACUUGGAGAAUCACUUAUGGCGAUAUUUAUCCUCUGGGCGUCAAACAACAGGGGAUUUUGAUAAAUGGCCAAUUUCCGGGGCCGACCAUUGACUGCGUUACCAAUGACAAUUUGAUUAUCAGUGUUUACAACUACUUGAAUGAGCCUUUUCUCCUCUCUUGGAAUGGAUUGCAGCAAAGAAGGAAUUCAUGGCAGGAUGGUACAUUUGGCACAAAUUGUCCAAUCCCACCUAGGAAAAACUUCACUUAUGUCCUCCAAGCAAAAGACCAAAUUGGGACAUACUUUUAUUUCCCAUCUCUUGGAUUUCAGAAGGCUGCUGGUGGAUAUGGCAGCAUCAAAAUCUACAGCCGCCCUCAGAUUCCCGUGCCUUUCCCACCUCCAGCUGGCGAUCAUGUCGUGCUUGCCGGGGACUGGUUCAAGAGGAGUCACAGGCAACUGAAGUAUUUCUUGGACGGUGGGCAUAAUCUUCCCUUUCCUGAUGGCCUCAUCAUCAAUGGCCGUGGUUGGAAUGGAUACACAUUCACAGUCGAUCAAGGCAAAACAUACAGGUUCAGAAUAUCGAAUGUCGGUAUUGCAACUUCCAUCAACUUCAGAAUCCAAGGACAUGCGUUGAAGCUGGUCGAGGUAGAAGGUUCUCACACGGUCCAAAAUACCUACACUUCCCUCGAUGUCCAUCUCGGCCAAUCUUACUCUGUCUUAGUCACAUGCAACCAGCCAGCAAAAGACUAUUACGUCGUGAUAUCUUCACGCUUCACAUCCAAAAUCCUCACCACAACAGCUGUUCUCCAUUACCGUAACUCCUUCACUCGAGUCUCUGGUCCACUGCCCGGUGGGCCCACCACUCAGAUCGAUUGGUCUCUGGCCCAAGCUCGAUCCAUACGACGGAACCUAACGGCGAGUGGGCCCAGACCAAACCCACAGGGCUCGUACCAUUAUGGGCUGAUCAAGCCUGCCAGGACUAUCAUCUUAGCAAACUCGGCUCCGUACAUUAAUGGCAAGUUGAGAUAUGCUGUCAAUGGUGUCUCGUUUGUGAAUCCCGACACACCUUUGAAAUUGGCCGACUACUUUAAUAUUGGAGGGGUUUAUACGCUCGGGAGUAUCCCGGAUAGGCCAACAUGGGGAAACGGGUAUCUUGGGACACCUGUCAUGCAUGCCGAUUUUCGGUCUUUUGUGGAGAUUGUGUUUCAGAAUUGGGAGAACAGUGUCCAGUCGUGGCACAUGGAUGGCUAUUCUUUCUUUGUAGUCGGUAUGGAUGGCGGGCAGUGGACUCAAGCUAGUAGGUCGCGCUACAAUUUGAGGGACACGGUUGCCCGUUGCACAGUUCAGGUUUACCCGAGAUCUUGGACUGCAAUAUGGGUUGCUCUAGACAAUGUGGGCAUGUGGAACAUAAGGUCCGAGGAUUGGGCGAGGCAGUAUUUGGGGCAGCAAUUCUAUAUGAGAGUUUACACGCCAUCAAAAUCAUUUAGGGACGAGCUCCCGAUUCCUAGAAAUGCUCUUCUCUGUGGCCGAGCAAGAGGGCAUAGGACGAGACCUCUCUGAACCUUCUGAGUGAGUUAGGACUCGGUCACGAGAGGGUGACUGGGGACUAUAUUGAAAUGAAGUCUAGUAUAAAUCGGGAGAAAAUAGAUAUGCAGCAGCUUAACUUGAGCUGUAAUUUGUAUUUUGAGUUAUUGGCUUGAGAAAAUUUUCAGAUUGUUUUGUUUUUAGCAAUUGUUUUUCUUGUGUAACUGAGUGUUUCUUAUGUAUUGGAUGAACUAAAUUUCUGAAGUUCAGUUGGGUGGUGGUCACUUGUGCAAAGCUUGCUAUGGUGGUUGAUGUAUUCAUUUUAUUGAGAAUAUUGAUGCAUUUUUAUUAUCUUAGUGGACAAAUCCCUUAUAUAUAAUUUUUGAAUAAGUUAGAGCUUAACUGACAGACUUGUGUACUUCAUA